Pelodiscus sinensis (Chinese soft-shelled turtle) is the source of this 3419-nucleotide messenger RNA. The record is from RefSeq and is a predicted model, not a curated record. NCBI's taxonomy places the organism in Eukaryota, Metazoa, Chordata, Testudines, Trionychidae.
CUCUCCAGGUCACUAUCAUGGCAAGCAAGUCCUUGUUCAUUGUUGCCAUUGAUUUUGGCACGUCUUACAGCGGCUACUGCUUUUCUCUUGCAACACAGACAGAUCAAAUCCGGCAGGUGUACUGGGGGCAGGAGCAUGGGCUCAACACUCUGAAGACGCCAACGUGCAUCCUCUUCAAUGAAAAGCGUGAGUUUCAGAAGUUUGGCUACGAUGCCGUCAUGAAGUACAACUCGCUCCCCUCCAGCGAAGCUCACAGAUGGUACUACUUCCACCACUUCAAGAUGAAGUUGUACAACCAGAAAAUCACUUCCCACAUGAAACUGGACGCAGAUAAUGGAAAGAGGCUUCCAGCCCUAACGGUGUUCUCAGAAAGUCUGCGGUACAUGAAGGAUCAUGCUCUGAACACCAUACAGGAAGCCUCAUACCAAGCUGUCUAUGACACUGAUGAUGUCACCUGGGUCGUUACUGUUCCAGCCAUAUGGGAUGCUUCUGCCAGGCAGUUCAUGCGACUGGCAGCUAAAGAGGCAGGCCUCAUCGGUGACAUGCUUUCUGAGAAGCUCAUCAUUGCUCUAGAACCAGAAGCCGCCUCAAUCUGGUGCAAGCAGCUCCCACAGGAAGGCUUUGUGGCAGAAGGUGGUCACAGACAAAAGUUUGAGGAGUCACCAGGGACCCAGUAUGUCGUGGUGGAUUGCGGAGGUGGCACCAUAGACAUCACAGCACAUGAAAUCCAAAAGAAUCAAUCCCUGAAAGAAUUACAUAAGGCGUCGGGAGGAGGAUGGGGAGGCAGCACAGUGGACGAAAACUUCAAAGAGUUCCUGAAGGAGAUCUUCCACGAAGGAGUAUGGGAUGAAUAUGCGCAGAAUCACCCAACAGAAUGCCAGCAGAUGAUGUACAACUUUGGGCUUCAAAAAUGCUCCUCCAGCAAAGAUGAUCUCUACUUACAUUGCUACCACAACCUCACAAAAGUGGCAGAGCGCAAGCACAAAGACAUCUCCCGCUUCUUCAAGGAUGUGGAGGGAGCUGAGUGGUGUGAUGGGUCUAUCAUGAUUACAUACGAAAAAAUGAAGAGCUUUUUUGCCUACAGUAUCAGACAAACCAUUGAUGCCUUGCUGGAAAUCCUCAGCAAGCCUGAGAUGACCACAGUCCAAUAUAUUUUACUGGUUGGAGGCUUUGCUUCCAGCAUUAUCCUGAGGGAGGAGAUCUAUGAGACCUUUAGGGAGCAGUACCAUAUCCUGUGUCCACUGGAAGCUCAGGCAGCUAUUGUAAAGGGGGCAGUUUUAUUUGGGCACAAUCAGCAAAUUGUUGCCUCAAGAAUCAGUGCUCUGACAUACGGAGUAGCGGUAUGUGAGACAUUUGAUAUUGCUGUCCAUGACACACAGAAAAAGAGAGUCUCAAAAGCAGAUAAUUAUGAAUAUUGCACAGAUCUCUUCAAGAAGCUGGUGGGAAUUGGGGAUUUGGUGGCAGUAGAUGAGGUUGCCAGUUACAGUUUCACUCCCGUGGAACCAGAUCAGACAAGUGUGGCUUUCGGUUUCUAUUGCACAGAAAAGAAGGCUGCGAAGUACAAAAGUACAUAGAUGAGGAAGGGCUGAAAACGCUCGGUUCCUGUACUGUGCCAACACCAAACACAGAGCUGGGGAGAAACCGCCAACUGAGACUGGAUAUCAAAUUUGGGCUAACGGAAUUUAAAGCCUCAGGCAGUGAUGUCACGUCUGGUGAAAGUCGGUCGGUUAUGAUCAAUUUUUUAACAUCGUAAAGGUUCCAUUGUUCAAGGACUAGUGAGAAGAGCAGCAGGCUCAGAUGACACAAGGGACUAUAGAGCUCAGUCAGGAGAAUAUAUGAGUCGCCACAAUGGAAUAGCCAAACGGACCACAGAAUCCAGUAAUUCUCUUCCUGCCACACCAGAACAAACGAAUAAUCUGUCUAAUCUGUCAAUCUCCAAACUUUUUCUCUGAUGCCCCCUCCUCAGCUGGGACAGGGAGUAGGGCCACAACUCCAGGAAGGGAGGGGGAUGCUAACAGAGGUAAGGGGAAGAAGGGUGGGCCCACAUCUAGGGGUCUGGACUGAGGAUGGCAACUGGGGCACUGGGCACAGUGCUCUGGGCAUGGGAUCUGCAACUGGGAUCCUGAGUGCGUGGCUAGGAGCAGAGCCAUGAAGAUGGGGCUGGCAGCUGGUGCUCUGGGAGGAAAAGGAGGCUCUGGUCUGUGGGCCCACUGGUUCCUCCACAUAUCAGGGGACAGGGACUCUGCUCCCGCUACUUUCUAAUUCCAAAAGCCAAAGGGAGCAUCAACCCAUUUUAGACCUGCAAGAAAUCAACAAAUUCAUAAAGAAGCUCAAAUUCCGCAUGGGCUCCCUGGCAUCUAUAAUUCCUUCCCUGGAUCUGAGCUAUGGGUACGCUGCCCUUGACUUGAGAGAUAAAUACGUUCACAUCUCAGUUUAUCAAUUCCACAGGAAAUACCUCGGAUUUAUAGUGGACAACAAACAUUACCAAUUUACUGUGCUCCCUUUGGGACUUUCAUCAGCCUCAAGGGUUUUUACGAAGUGUAUAGCAGUGGUUGCCACCUUCCUCCACAAAAACAGGGUUCAGGUUUUUCCAUACCUGGAUAGGUGACUCAUCAAGGGUUGAUCCAGGUCUCAGGUAGAGGCACAUGUGACAUUAGUCAGGAGCACUUUCAACAAUCUAGGCCUCCUUAUCAAUGAGUCCAAAUCGACUCUCCUCCCAGUUUAGAGGAUGGAGUUCUGAAUUCAACCCAAGCAAGGGCCUACCUCCCUGUGGAAUGAUUUCAGACCAUUGCCUCCAUCAUUCAGUCUCUGAGCUUUCCCUAUAAUCAUAGCCAGGACCUGCCUCAAACUCUUAAGCAAUAUGACCUGGUAGAGGCGAUCUCUGAAGAAAAUUUAAGACUUUGAAUUGACUUCUGACAGCAGCGCUUUCUCUCACUGGACAACAUCAGAUGAGUUAGGACCAGACUGUGCUUGGCCCUCACACAAUGGUUCUAGCAGAUGAGCAGGAUUGCAUGGAGGCAGCGCUGUUCCUUGAAUCAGGUUGACUGAGCUGGGCUCCACACUUUGGGGGGCCCCAGCAUUUCAGUGUGCAUGUGGUGUGGGGCGCAGUUCCGGUCUUCAGCAGCGGCAGCUGUAAGUGCUGACUCUAUGGCUACCUUGGGGCUUGAGCACCAUGGACAAAAAUGGUGGGCUCUCAGUACUGGUAUCAAAACCUCUCCCUCCUUUCAGUGCCUCCUGCCUGCCUGUAGGUGUGCCAAUCAGUGCUUCCCCUUCCCUCCCAGCUGCCUACCACCAAUCAGCUGUUUUGCAUCGGGAGGCACUGGAGGGGGAAGGGGAAGGCAUGAUGGAGCUGUGGGCAGAACUGAGAGGGAAGAGGUGGGGUAGGGGUAGGAAGAGGAGGAGUAUAGAAUCACAGAACC